Ectocarpus siliculosus is the source of this 2376-nucleotide messenger RNA. NCBI's taxonomy places the organism in Eukaryota, Phaeophyceae, Ectocarpales, Ectocarpaceae. The record is from the annotation of a GenBank genome assembly.
AUGAGCGAGGUGGUCAAGGCCGGCGUGUUGGAGGUAACGGUGGUGCAGGCUACCGGGGUCGACCUUCUUGUGGCAACGUCCACCCUGUCUCGAACGCUUGCGGAGGCCUUGGUCGGAAGGGGCGGAGGGUCAGGGGCGUCCUGCAGACAAGAAAGGGCCUCCUCUUCGUCUGGGUUGAAGGGCACGGCAGCCGCGGGCGGACGUCCCAAGCAAGCGGCUGCCGUUCUUUUUCCGAAAGAGGAGAAGAACCAAUCUCCAACACUGCCUCCAGAGAGGCAUGAGGACAACAGCAGCGUGCUAGAUGAGGGCGAUGCCGAUGCCGAUGCCGCUGGCCGGCCGCGGCUCGACGUCGCCCCCUCUCACUCGGCCACCGGCGAUGAAGGGGCUAUUAUCUCGGCACAAGAAGCUAGCGCCGACGCGGGUACCGGUGCUGAUGCCGCCGACGCGGUCCCCGGCCCGAGCUCUACCGCCGGUGCUACCACCGGUACCCCUGAAGAAAGCGCGGGGUGCUUGCCGGGCGGAGGCGUGUUUGGGAGCUGGCGGCGACGCCGCCGAGGCAGCAGGCAGCGGCGUUCAUCCGACGGCGGGCUUGCUAGCACCGGUGGCAGCCCCGGGGCUGGUGGGGGUGGGGUAGGUGGCGGCAGCGGGCCCGACAAGAUGAGCAACAACAGCUCCGGAAGCAAGUCUUGGCGCAGCGGCGGCGGCGGCGGCAGCAGCGGCGGGUUGGCAGGAAGGAACCGGAGCACGAGGGAGGGGGGCGGCGGGGUCUCGUCGUUGGCCGGGAAGGCGGUGGCGGCGGCGGCAGGAAAGAAGGCGAACAAACCGGCCGCGACAGCGUUGACCCUGGAAGAGGUCGAGAUGCUCGCCACCAACGAUUGGGGUGAGGGGUACGCGAACGGUUCGGCGAGAGAUAUCUGGAAAGAGUUGACCCAUGUCGGGGGCGGUGGCGGCGGCGGGAAUGGGGGGAAGGGCAAGGGCACUGGGGCCGGCGGGAGCAGGCUUGGGCCGGCGGUGCGCCUGCGCCUACGGUUUAUCCCGCUCUGGGACUGCCUGGCGGAUGGGGCAGGCAUGAACGGUCUGGGGGCUCUGCACGCGGCUGCCAGAGACGGAGACGCCAGGCUGGUGGCUUCCCUGGCACGCCUGUGGCAGAAGCUGAGCCCCGGGUCGCAAGUGUUGUCCCUGCCCUGCCGACGGGGGCUGACUCCAAUCCAGCACUGCAUCGAAGCCGGGAAGGAGAAUGCGCUCAGGGAGCUCUUGCGGGGGAUAGCGAGGGAUUCCGUUCGGGGCGGAGGGCCGGAGGGGAAGGACAGUCCGCUUCACACCGCUGUCAAGGCUGGCGAGGAGGGAAUGUUGAAGAUGCUGCUUGCGCAAUCGAGAAGGAACGAGAUCCCCUCGAGGGUAUUGAACGCUCUGAGGUUUGGCCUGGCUACCCCGCCGAAUACCAUGGUGGACUCGCUUGGGAGUGACGGCCUUACCCCGCUGGCGCUGGCGGCUAUAUACGGGAACGAGUCGAUGGUGAGAUGCCUGCUGGAAGAGGGGGCCAAUGCUGCUUUGGUUGAUGCAAGGGGCAUGACCCCAAUCGCUCACGCCUCUAGGGGGGGACACCUCCUGGCCGUCAGGGCUCUGCUCAAGGCCAAAUCCACCGGCGGCACCGGAAGUGGUGUGGCGGGUUUAAGUCGGAGCCGUCUGGCCCGGAUGGCGUGCGCUCCGUGCAAGACUAACGAAGACGGCAUGGGGCCAAUCGCUCUAGCGGCGGCUAGCGGGUCGGCCCAGGUGGUCUCGGAACUCGUACGGGCAGACAUCCCGUACCGUACCAGGGACCGGGAUGGAAGGACGCCGUUGCACCUCGCCGCGAUGUCCGGGCACGUCCCGGUGCUGCGCGUUCUGGUGGAGGAGAUGCGCAAGGAUAACAACAAGGGUGGGACCGCCGGAGGAGGCGGCGGGAGGGGCGGGGAUGGCAAGGACGUGCUGCCGCCGGGAGAUAACACCCUCAUGAUGGACGGAGGGCCAUUCAAACUGCGCAACCUCGACCUCUACGGUCGGACAGCCCACGCAACGGCGCUUCUCCACAACCACCCCCAAGCCGCCGCGUUCUUGGAAGCCGCGGAAGCGGAACUUGAGCCCCACAAACGGCUCGGCAACAGCAUGCGGAGGGGAUCGGGCGCCAGCGUCCCCGCGGGGAAGGGCGGGCACCCCCCCCGGGCAUUUGCCGCCUCUCCGAUAUUGAGGCUGACGCACGGGUCCGGCUCUGGCUCGGCGCCAGAGUCGGGGGCGUCGGGGAGACCUUCUCCCAUAUCGUCGGGGGGGUUGGAGUCCGGGGGCUCCGUGCUUGAUUCUUGCAACUCGUACGAGUACAUCGAGAGCGAUCAGGAGUAA